UAAAACCCUAACAGCCAGCAGCCUCCGCCCCUCAUCCCAAGUGCCAGCCGCCACCAGUCUCUCCCUCUCCUCCCGGCUCCGGCGAAGAGCGCCCACCAGAUCACUUGUUAAUCUUUCUCAAGGGGAGAUGGCGUUUUCUUUCGCAAACGUCAACUCUGAGGCAGGGCUGAAAAAGCUUGAUGAGUACCUUUUGACUCGCAGCUACAUCACUGGCUACCAAGCUUCCAAGGAUGAUCUGGCUGUCUACUCUUCAUUUUCGGCUGCUCCCUCAUCCAAGUAUAUCAACGUAGCAAGGUGGUUUACUCACAUUGAUGCACUCUUGAGGCUGAGUGGAGUUACUGCAGAGGGCCUAGGUGUCAAGGUUGAGUCAUCAGCAGUUCCUUCAGCCUCAACUCCUGAUGUUGCUGAGGCCCCAGCAGCUGACGAUGACGACGACGAUGAUGUUGACCUUUUUGGUGAGGAGACUGAAGAGGAGAAGAAGGCUGCUGAAGAGCGUGCUGCUGCUGCCAAGGCUUCUGGCAAGAAGAAAGAAUCUGGGAAGUCUUCAGUUUUACUUGAUGUGAAGCCAUGGGACGAUGAAACUGACAUGGCCAAGCUCGAGGAAGCUGUUAGGAGUGUCCAGAUGGAAGGACUGCUCUGGGGUGCUUCCAAGCUUGUCCCAGUUGGAUAUGGCAUCAAGAAGCUGCAAAUCAUGAUGACCAUUGUCGAUGACCUUGUCUCUGUCGACACACUCAUUGAGGACCAUCUGUGCGCAGAGCCAGUGAGCGAGUACGUCCAGAGCUGCGACAUCGUUGCCUUCAACAAGAUCUAAAUUUGCUAGAGGUGCUGGCGAAGGUGGUUGGCGGGCAAUGCAACAACCUAAUUUAUCCAUAUUUCUGUGUCUGCUUUGUGUGGCUAGUGAUAUUGCCGUGAGGUUUUUGGAUCCUAGUCGUGUCAAAUGUACCAGUACCAGAGUUAAUUUGCUUUAAUUCGAAACACAGUCUGGUGGAUUUCUGUUACUA
Sorghum bicolor (sorghum) is the source of this 1001-nucleotide messenger RNA. Its product is annotated as elongation factor 1-delta 1. Gene Ontology annotation, biological process: translational elongation. Gene Ontology annotation, molecular function: guanyl-nucleotide exchange factor activity; translation elongation factor activity. The transcript has 8 exons. Lineage: Eukaryota; Viridiplantae; Streptophyta; Magnoliopsida; Poales; Poaceae. Gene Ontology annotation, cellular component: cytosol; eukaryotic translation elongation factor 1 complex. The coding region runs from base 128 to 811 and encodes 227 amino acids. The record is from RefSeq and is a predicted model, not a curated record.